This is a messenger RNA of Strongylocentrotus purpuratus (purple sea urchin), 3736 nucleotides long. RefSeq names its product tetraspanin-33 (gene tspan33). The record is from RefSeq and is a predicted model, not a curated record. NCBI's taxonomy places the organism in Eukaryota, Metazoa, Echinodermata, Echinoidea, Camarodonta, Strongylocentrotidae. The transcript has 7 exons. Gene Ontology annotation, biological process: protein localization to plasma membrane; regulation of vascular endothelial growth factor signaling pathway; protein maturation. The coding region runs from base 376 to 1245 and encodes 289 amino acids. Gene Ontology annotation, cellular component: membrane.
CACGCGAAGAACUUCCUUGCCUCUUUUGUUGUUUACUAAGAAAAGAGUGAUAGCGGUGGUGCCAAUAAUGUUGGGCGGGGGCAUAGGAUAAGUGUUAUGGUCUAUUGUCAUUUCUUGAAGCGGGUUCAGUGAGCUACAUCAGUAUUCAAUCUACAUAUUGAUGGAGAAACUGCCCACAGUUGUAUAGUGGCGUGAAUACUAUACACGGUUUGUUGGGGAAACCAUACAGCACUGGAUCGGGUUAGUGUUCCUAGAUAUCGUAACAGGUGUUAUCUACGUUAGAUAGCUGUUAAUUACUGGCAGUGGAAGCCUUGCGACCAGCACUACACAGCUAGCUAGCUAUCGUCCACACAUUCAACGUGGAGAGAGUUCAAAAUGGUGGCGCCUGAGCGAAUACCGAAUAACGUCAUCAACCCGUGUGUGAAGUAUACACUGUAUGCCCUCAGUUUUCUCUUCUGGCUGGUAUGUUGGUUUGUAUUAGGUAUAGGUAUCUGGGCCUUGGUGGAGAGAGGAGACAAUGUCAAAGUCACAUCAUACCUGGACUUCUUCACAGAUCCUGCCAUCGUCAUGGUGGUCGUCGGCGGUCUUGGGAUCAUACUUAACUUCGCUGGGUUCAUUGGCGCCCUCAGAGAGAACUGCUGUCUUCUGACUUUUUUUUAUCUGUCUAUGAUCCUCAUCUUCAUCUUAGAAGUUACAGCUGGUAUCCUGGCAUUUGCUUUCAGUGGACAGUUUUUUACAGCAGUCGAUGAGGUAGUUGAAUCAGCAAUAAUGAACUACAGACAGGACGGAGAUACAACAAACUUCAUUGAUUACGCACAAAGAACGCUUGAGUGCUGUGGUGGUGAUGGAGGUUAUAGGGAUUGGACCCUCAAUCGAUACUACAACUGCUCUGACUCUAACCCAAGCAUAGAGCGGUGUGGCGUUCCUUACUCAUGCUGCCGUACUGUAUCCGAUGAUGAUAUUAUCAACACACAGUGUGGCUUCAAUGUCCAGAGAUCAGAGUCGGCUGAAAUUAUUGAUACGAUAUAUAUCAUUGGAUGCGUCGACGGUUUUGUGCUAUUUGUGAACGAGAAGAGCUUGAUCGUUGGUCUGACUAUCUUCGGAAUCGCUCUCAUUCAGCUGCUGGUGAUGCUUCUGGCCUUCAUCCUGAGCAGACAGAUAGAGAAGGAAUAUGAAUUCUAUGAAGAGUUUAAAAAUAGGGGCCUUACUGGAAUAUCCACUGUGUCUGGUGGGAACCGUUUCUAACUGCUUUGAACCACUUCAAACCACAUUUUCAGAAAUGUGGACCCUGAUUUGACAUCGUAUAACUUCAAAAUUUAUCUUACAAAAGGUAAUGAAAAUUAUAUAAUAAAAUACAGGUAUGCAGUGGUAUACAUGUACUAGAUACAUGCUUUUAACCACUUUCUGAAUAUUCAACGUUGUGUGAGGUUUUAUGGAAAUGGCAAUACAUGUGUAUAAAUAUCAUAUGGUCAGUUUUUGUUUUUGAGGGAUGUUGUCAGAUCUGAACUUUUAGAAUUGAUUUCCAUAUGGGCGUCCGUUUAAUGCAUUCUCUAUAAAUUUAACUUCAUAUGGUGUCUAUGAAGUUGUUUUGCAGUCGAAAGUAAAUAUAUGCUAUAUAGUGAGAUGGAUUUGCAAUUUCAUAUAGUGUGAUUGAAUUGAAUUGAAAUUGAAUACAUUAAUAUAGAAUCUUAUCUAUGUUGAGAAAUUCAAAGAGGUCGAUUGUAGGAAAAUAUGUCAAUUAAAAAUGUCAAUAACAUUCUUGGGAAUGUAUAUGUUUUUUAAGAUAACAAAAUGGCUGAAUAUAUAUUGUACAUUUACAUUAAAAAUGUAUACAUCUACAUAAAAAACUUAAGGUAUCGUCAAACAUACUGAGAUAUUUGUUAAAACUACGAUAUGUGACAUUCACAAAGAUGUGAGUUGUUUUGGGGUAACUCAAUCUCCUUUAAAGGAAGGAUGUCUGCAGUAUUAGUACUGUUACCCAUAAAGUUGGAAUAAUUUCAUUGCUCACCUCUUUUCAUGAAAUUAUUGUGACUAUAUGGUUUAUUCUCGAAAGAUAUAUUUUAUUUCUUCUCAAAACUUUAUUUACAAAUCUCUAUGAUUAUUUAGAUUGAACAAUAACGUUCUGAGAAGUUAUCAGCUUUAGCUAUCAAGAAUGUACCAUAUUGUCAAAAUUAUUUCAUGGAAAGAGAUGAGAGGGCAAAAUUACCCGUACUCCAACUUUAUGGGAAACAGUGUAUUAUCAAACUUGUAAAUAUGACCUGACCCAGGAGGAAAUAGCAAACUAUCGCUUACAAUUUGUAAUGUAUUUCUUGUAAGUUUGAUCAUAGGGAUGUCAAACUGGCUACAUAUUUGAGCUGCUUUUUGAUACUUUACCUUCCAUUUUAUUUGUCUUUCUAAUCACAUUCCUGUGCCUUCAAGUACUACAUUGUUAGUGAACAAAUCAAUUUGUUUGGAAAAGCAGAGCUUUUUGAAAAUGAUCAUAGUGUUAAAACCGUUUAAGAUAGUUAUGAAAGGCUUCAUACGCUUACUCUAAAAUUGUGUUAAUUUGACGCAGCAUAAGAGCAUGUCAAAAGGAAAAGAAAUGAUGAGGUUCAUGACAAAUUAAAAAUAGAGAAAAAUAAUGUAGUGUAUAUAUUCUUAGUAAAAGACUAAAGGCGAUUAUUAUUUUUCUUUGCAGCUAUUGCUACUUAUUCCACAAUUUUUUGUCUUAUAUAACUUUGUAAGUGCAAAGAAUUGUAUGGGAUGUAAAUGUACAAGCUUUUAUCUAUAUACAUGUAUUUGUUAAUGAGUCCGGCUAUUCAAGAUUAUUUGACUUUCAAAUUGAAAUUGAUGAAAUCUAUAUAUUUAUAUACCCCGUAAUAAUAUUGUAACUUAAUACACCACUGCGCUAUGGUUUUGGACAUGGUAUCCAUAUAAGAAUAUUAUUGUUGUUUUUAUUUUGUUAGCAUUCUAGUGUUUCAAAGAAGAAAUUGUCACACAAGCAGUAUAUUCAUAGUGAUGCAGUAUUACUUCAUACUCUUCGAUGUGACCAACUGAUUGUAGCUAUAAAGAAUAGUCAGGUAUAUAUUUGUUUAAGAAACUUUUUUCUGUACCGGGUAUCUUAUUUUAUCUGUUCAGAAGUAUAUAUAUAUAUAUAUAUAUAUUGCAACCAUUAACUUUAUCUAAAUCAAAACAGAUACAUGUAUUGUACUAACAGAUCAGGGUUUAUUGAGAAGAUACAGAUACAAUUGCUUUAGAAGAAGAUAUAAUUUCUGUGGUCUGUGACCAAUAGAAUAUGUGUAACUUUACAUAUUUGUAAUAUUGAUUUUAAAAACAUGUUGCAUUUUCAAAUUCAAAAUAACCGUUUAGAGAUGGAAUUAAUAAAGUCUGUAUAAAUGUGAGUUUAAUGACACCCUUCUGGCUUUCAGCAGACAAUAAACUUACAACUGUAACCAAUUUUUCAUUCCUACUUUCUGUUUAAAAAAAAGUACUUAUACUUCUCGAGUGUCUUCAAAGUACACCUAUAAACCUACAACUGAAUCCAAAUUAGAUUAAGUAUUCUCUAUAUUUGAUGUUUCAUAUAUUUUGAUAUUGAAAUAUUUGAAUGAGAAAAAAGCUUUUGUACAAUUUUUGAAGGGCUUUCAAUGAAUAAAUCUCUUUCAUUCUUUGUCUUCCCCAUAUGUGUAUGUGCUUUGUACUAGUUUUGUAUGAGCCUGAAAGACUGAAAACCAAUUACAUACAUGUAUAUGCAUCAAUA